AUCGUCCCUCCUGCGCCCUGCUACUCGCUUUCAGAACAAAUAAUUUCUUCCAUAUCCAUUAAUACCCGACAUUAUUGCUGGUUACCUUUGUAGUAGCAAAUCGACCAGAUUCAUCUCACACCUUUUGCGCACAGUAGCGAGGAUAAAGCAAGGCUUUCUUCUGGCUCACUCUCUCCACUCCUUUCUUCGGUGUCCGUUCGUCCUUGGUCGCUCGUUCACACACACGACUCAACCACCUCCUGGUCAGCCAUCGGAUAAAGCACAUACCAAAAACAAAAAAACAAAAAAGAAGUCAAGAUGACGGAGAAGCCGCUUCCUUUCGUCUACCAGUUCGCUGCUGGCGCUGUCGCCGGUGUGUCUGAAAUUUUGAUAAUGUAUCCGCUGGAUGUGAUCAAGACGAGAGUGUUAGUAUACCCUGGUUGUUCCUUACUUUGGCUACUCCCCUCACGGGCGUCGAGUUAUAUCUCUCGCCCCAAGUUGGCACUUUCUGGAUGAUCAAUCUUGGUAGAAUCGCGUCAAGAAGCCACUACUGACAAUGUGGUUCUUACACAGACAACUGCAGGGAAAGCCAAUUCCAGGACAAGAUUACUACACCGGCAUGGCCGACUGCUUCAAGAAGAUUGUCAAAAACGAGGGUCCUUCGAGACUGUACCGUGGCAUUGCGGCCCCGAUCAUGAUGGAGGCGCCCAAGCGUGCCACCAAGUUCGCCGCCAACGACUCCUGGGGUGUCUUCUACCGUCGUCUUUUCGGUGUCGAGAAGCCGACGCAACCUCUCGCCAUCCUGACCGGUGCCACCGCGGGUGCCACCGAGUCCUUCGUCGUCGUCCCCUUUGAACUCGUCAAGAUCAGACUCCAGGACCGCUCGUCUGCGGGCAAGUACAACGGCAUCGUGGACUGUGUGGUCAAGACCGUCAAGGCAGAGGGCCCGCUCGCCAUGUACAACGGCCUGGAGAGCACGCUGUGGCGCCACAUCCUCUGGAACGCCGGUUAUUUCGGCUGCAUCUUCCAGGUCAAGGCGCUGAUGCCAAAGGUCGACCCGAAGAAGGAAAAGGGCAGGGCCAUGUUCACCGAUUUCACGUCGGGCGCGAUCGGAGGAACCGUCGGGACGAUACUGAACACGCCCAUGGACGUGGUCAAGAGCAGGAUCCAGAACAGCCCCAAGGUCGCCGGCAGCGCGCCCAAGUACAACUGGGCCUGGCCCGGAUUGGGGACGAUCAUGAAGGAGGAAGGCUUCGCCGCCCUGUACAAGGGUUUCCUGCCAAAGGUGCUGAGACUGGGACCUGGCGGUGGUGUGUUGCUCGUGGUGUACACCGGCGUCAUUGACUGGUUCCGCAAGAUGGGCGCACAACCUGUCGCUUAGAGAAAUGGACUUGCAAAGGAAAAAAAAUCUAAGAACGAAAAGAAGAAAGGUACAAAUGCUUGCAAACACACAAAAUUCCACGGUGUAAAUGUCUCACAGCAAUGGCGACUCAGCGCGGCAGUUCCAGGUCCAAGGCGUACGUGUUUAUAUGGUUGGUAGAAACCGUCAAGCUGUCGAGUGGUCACAUCAGAACAUGGUCAUAGUGAGACUGACUCUGCGAAACGGGUCGGGAAAGGGCAAAGUUCUUGUCCUCGCGACGAUGUCGUUGACAAUCCGAAUCCUCUUGAUGGCUGACGUUGGGAAUUACUGGUUGGAUUUUGUUCUCCUGUGUCUUUCUUUCUAGCAUCCUGUACGACCAUCUGGGGCGGGAGCAAGAGGAAGCAAAAGGGAAAUAGACACUUUGAUAGACACCCCACCCGACGUUAUGCCUUGCUAGCGGCCAAUCGGACGGGCAAAGAAGACUGAGCUUGAUCUCGCAAAUACUAAACGACAGCCUUGGAUGUUUCUUCAGACUCUGAUUCCACUGCUAGUACGGGGAAGCUAGGACGACAUAGACAAUGGAUAGGUACUUGGUGAGAAACGGACAGUCGAUAUGCACGGAACUCAU
Messenger RNA from Exophiala oligosperma, 1967 nucleotides. RefSeq lists its product as hypothetical. The transcript has 3 exons. Lineage: Eukaryota; Fungi; Ascomycota; Eurotiomycetes; Chaetothyriales; Herpotrichiellaceae. Bases 536 to 1360 code for a protein of 274 amino acids. The record is from RefSeq and is a predicted model, not a curated record. Gene Ontology annotation, biological process: transmembrane transport.